AUGGAUGCAGAUGUCUAUUGGUCGUCACUUGACAUAAUGACGAGGCUGAAGUCGUGCUGGUUGAUCGAUAUGCAUCCAGUCUAUUUAACAGUGUUAAAGAUGUGUGCUGAUAUGACAAGUUCAUGCUGCUUUGCACGAAAACAUUUUUCGCGGAGUCAGGGAGCUGAAACAGCUGAAGUUAAACCGGUGCAAGGGAUCAUUCUAAGAUUGGGGCGGAGCGUCACAUCAAAUAUGGAACAGCGACGAAUUUCGGAUCUGUAUAAACAAAUAACCUUAGUCAACGCGGAAAACGCACGUUGGAAUAUUAAUUUGUGA
Cylicocyclus nassatus is the source of this 315-nucleotide messenger RNA. Lineage: Eukaryota; Metazoa; Nematoda; Chromadorea; Rhabditida; Strongylidae. The record is from the annotation of a GenBank genome assembly.